Messenger RNA from Syngnathus typhle (broad-nosed pipefish), 2479 nucleotides. RefSeq names its product indoleamine 2,3-dioxygenase 1 (gene ido1). Gene Ontology annotation, biological process: 'de novo' NAD+ biosynthetic process from L-tryptophan. Gene Ontology annotation, cellular component: cytoplasm. Lineage: Eukaryota; Metazoa; Chordata; Actinopteri; Syngnathiformes; Syngnathidae. The transcript is spliced from 10 exons. The coding region runs from base 9 to 1316 and encodes 435 amino acids. The record is from RefSeq and is a predicted model, not a curated record. Gene Ontology annotation, molecular function: indoleamine 2,3-dioxygenase activity; heme binding; L-tryptophan 2,3-dioxygenase activity.
GUCUUGUGAUGCAUUCCGAGUGCCGCGUAUGUGUUGCUCUCUUAGACACACGCUCAAUGGCUGCUUACAAAGACUCCGCAGCGCCUUUCUCUCUGCACGCGUACCACGUCUCGGAGGAACUGGGCUUCGUUUUACCAGAACCUAUGCAAGAACUUCCACCUUACUACCAACCAUGGAUGGACAUUGCCCAUCAAGUCCCAGAGCUUGUUCUCGCACAUGAAUUGCGCUCGCGUAUUGAGAAGAUGCCUCAACUGAGCAUCCAGUUCCUGCAGAGACAUAGGGAACUCCGGCUUGCCCACCUGGCCCUCGGUGUCAUGACCAUGGGAUAUGUUUGGCAGGAGGGUGAGAUCGACACAGUCAAGAUGCUGCCGCGCACUCUGGCUGUUCCAUACUGGGAGCUAUCCCGACGCUUAGGCCUGCCUCCAAUUCUCACCCAUGCUGACGCCGUGCUAGCAAACUGGCGCAAGAAGGAUCCAAAGGGGCCGUUAGACAUUGGGAACUUGGAGCUGCUGGUCAGUAUUCCUGGAGGUGAAAAUGUGCGAGGCUUCUUCAUCGUCACGCUAAUGGUGGAGCUCGCAGCCAUUCCUGCUCUGAAGAGCAUUCCUAAAGUCAUCAAUGGUGUCAGAUGUGCUGAUACUAAAGCUGUGGCCCAAGCCUUAGGAGACAUCAGCCAAUCUAUGGACAAAAUGGCCAAGUGCCUCAGACUACUGCACGAACAUGUGGAUCCUGCUGUCUUCUAUGGCAUCAUGAGGAUCUUCUUAUCUGGAUGGAAAGACAACCCGUGUAUGCCAAAAGGUCUGGUUUACGAAGGCGUCCAAACAGAACCAAUGGAGUAUUCCGGAGGGAGCGCCGCGCAGAGCAGUUUACUGCACUGCUUCGAUGAACUUCUGGGAGUCAAACAUGAAGCGAAAAGUGGUGCCUUUCUAACAUGCAUGAGAAAUUACAUGUUACCUGCUCACAAGCAACUCAUCCGGGACAUCUCGUUGCAACCCUCCCUGAGAACGUUUGUGCAGCAACACGCCGACCAGCAGCUAACUGAAGCCUUUCAGGAAUGCAUCAGCAAAUUGUUGGCUUUGCGCAACUAUCACAUCACCGUCGUCACUCGCUUCAUCACAAUCCCCGCCGCUAAAGCCCGCCAACUACGGAACCAGAGCAAGGAGGCCGAAGCGCUGGAGACGGUCAGCAUGGCCCCCGUGGCGCUGGAGGAACGGGGCACCGGCGGCACCGGCAUCAUGAGCUUCUUAAAAACUGUGAGGAAUGAAACCAGAGACACUCUGCUGCCGGCAACGAGCCAAGCCACGACGCACAAUAGCUGAAGCGGGAAAUCACAAGGGAUUACUCAGCCUAUCAUUUUAUAUGGGAUUUGUAAUUGCAUUUUUAGUAAACAUUUCGAAAUAAAGCGACACAUUUUGAGGAAAAGAAAAAAAUGAAUACCGUAAUUUUCGGAGUAUAAGUCGCACCGGAGUAUAAGUUGUACCAGCCAUAAAAUGCCCAAAAAAGUGAAAAAAAAACAUAUAUAUGUAUAUAAAUCGCUCCUGAGUAUAAGUCGCCCCCCCCACCCAAACUAUGAAAAAAAACGCGACUUAUAGUCCAAAAAUUACGGUAGUUAUCAGAGUUCAGAGCCGUUUUCAUGUUCUAAGGCAGGGCUGUCAAACUUAUUUUUGGGCUGCAUCAUAGUUUCCUUCGGAGGGCCAUUGAAAUUGCCAAGCCAAAUAAAUGUGUGAAUGUGUCAUUAUAUUUUGUGUCGGCUACACAACAAACAAAUGACUACCUAGUUUUCAAAACAGAGACUAAGGGAAAACGGUUCAAAUAUUUGAAGAAUAUGAAUGUUAAUUAGUAAUGUUAGUAUUGACAUGAAUUUGAUGCACAAUUUGUGUUUGCGGGCCACACCAAAUGAUGUGGCGAUCCCUAUCUGGCCCGCGGGCCUUGUGUUUGAUACCUGUGUAAGGGAAUGGGAAGUUGUACAAUAACCUAUGGGGUCCCACUCUUGUUGUUUUCUAGAUAAUACACGCAAAAUAUUAGACUGGCAGCUUGUUUAAAUGGUAAAAUGUCAUGAAAAGAUGACUUUUGCCAUUGUGAUAGUAAGAGGCCCUUUUGCUUGACGUUUUAUUUUGCCCGUAAACAAGCCUUAGCCGCAUAGACGUGAGCGCCACCCAUUAUUUAGUCCAAACCAUAAUUCAAACCAUUUCUGUUACUUUCUAUGAAAUUCAACCGCUAACUCCUCGUCUCAUUUGAAGUGUAAUCCAAGAAAGGCAUUGUCUUGUCCCAAAUCUGUGUCGCUGGAUAGCAAAAAAGAGGUAAUUACUGAAAACCAAAACUUCUUGGGAGGUUAUUUACAGAUUUGGUUCAAGUAAAGUUUCGAGCGACCCAAGAUGCUUCCUAUUUAGCUUUAGGAAGAAAAGGGCAAAAUUGUAGGCAUGUUAAAUACAGGAUAUUCAUUUCCAUUCAUCCGUUUGUGGCUGAAGCGCUUGGAGCAGAC